UCCCUCUUUCGCGAAUGAGAACUUUAUAUUAUAUCAUUUUUGUUUUCUUCUUCCUAAUUCGGUCUCAUCUUAAGUUGACCAGCGCGUCUUUCUCUCAACCGCAUCACUUUCUCAGUUCCUAUAUCUUCCAGCAAAAAUUUGUCAUUAGUCUUUUUUCACUUGAUUGGGCUUAAUUUCCCGUCUUCCUCAUUUUUUUUCUUCUUCAAAUAGAAUGGUUAUGUUCAAGUCCGAUUGAUUGUGAUUAAUAUUGUGGUUACGCCAUGUCUUAUUAAUUCACCCAAGAGGUUAUGGAGUAAAAAAAAAAUGAGGUCAUAAUUUGCAAUUUUAGACAGUCUAAUCGAUCAAAGUUCAUUUUGUUUGCAAAAGUCCACAUGCGUUUUGAUUGUCAUCUUUAAUGAUGAAAAUGCAAGGAUAAACCAAUUUAGCAUCAACCCAUUUGGAUGUGCUAAUGGAUUCAUCAUGAAGUUAAUUGCUGUUCAAUGACACACUGAAGCGUCUUUCCCCAACUUCUUAGAGGAAGCAGAUUAUGCAAUUUUGAAAAAAAAUGAACUGAUGUAUACUGACACGCUGAAUAAUAAGAUUUUUGGUAUUUAAGCAAGACGUUUUUGUCUAUUUGCCGUUCAUUCACAUCGAUUGAAGGAAGGCUAUAAUCAUGUUUGUCAGCUCAUUCUCUCCAGUCCAAAGACAAUCACUUCGACAGAAGUCAUCUCUAAUUCCUAUCAUGUCUCAGGUUUUGAUUGCAGUUUCGAUAUGCUGUUUGAUUCAUCAAGGUUCUGCCUAUCAGCUUCAGGAGUAUUCACACUCUCCUACAACAUUCGACUUUUUACAGUAUAUUGCGAAGACGAUUGAUAGCAAGCUACAUGGUGCUGUGUCAGUGGAAGGUGAAACGGUAAAAGGGGAGACACCAUACGACUCGGCUGGGGGUCAUGAUAUGGAGAAAAGACAAUACGAGAUGUUGUCUGAUCCAUGCGCCGAGGUAGUCAGGCAUGAACGAUUGUUCAACCUUCAGAAUAAGAAAGGAGAGCCUCGAGAGUUUGCUCCAGACUUCAGAGUCGACAUCUACACAUGUCGAAACUCAGGCUCCACUUGCGCUGGUUUGCAAGCCCCAUCUGUUGUUCGGGAGAUCAGAAAGACCGUUUGCAAGGAGCGGAUGGGCUGGAUCCUGGCCCGAGUCUGGAACCCAAAUGACAAGACCACUGCUUUCACCUACGAGAUGGUAGGACCUGUACCUCGAGGCUGCUUCUGUGGCAUCCGAACAGCCUAGGGGAACAUCGUGCCAGAGAUAGACCAACAUCACAAAGAAGGACCACAUGGAUUUGCUUACACCAACUAG
This is a messenger RNA of Strongylocentrotus purpuratus (purple sea urchin), 1333 nucleotides long. RefSeq lists its product as uncharacterized. Bases 653 to 1264 code for a protein of 203 amino acids. The record is from RefSeq and is a predicted model, not a curated record. The transcript is spliced from 5 exons. Lineage: Eukaryota; Metazoa; Echinodermata; Echinoidea; Camarodonta; Strongylocentrotidae.